Messenger RNA from Gigantopelta aegis, 2543 nucleotides. Its product is annotated as beta-1,3-N-acetylglucosaminyltransferase radical fringe-like. Gene Ontology annotation, cellular component: membrane. The transcript has 10 exons. Gene Ontology annotation, molecular function: O-fucosylpeptide 3-beta-N-acetylglucosaminyltransferase activity. The record is from RefSeq and is a predicted model, not a curated record. Gene Ontology annotation, biological process: regulation of Notch signaling pathway. NCBI's taxonomy places the organism in Eukaryota, Metazoa, Mollusca, Gastropoda, Neomphalida, Peltospiridae. Bases 52 to 1263 code for a protein of 403 amino acids.
UGUGAAGCUAUGCGGGAUCAAUGUCGCCACUAACCCAGUUUGGGUCAAACUAUGCGUUUUUCUCUUCGGAAAGUGCUAAAAGCCACCAUAAUUCUGGGACUUGUACUUGUUUUUAAUGUAGUUCUGGUUCUUUAUCGUGAUGGGGAAAAGUACACGCACAGACGUGUUUUUGGUGACAGUUUCGGAGCAUACGAAAAGAGGUAUGGCGUCAACAAAGAUAGACCUGUUGAUAUCAAUAUGGGUGCAAAACCUCUUUCCGUGCAGGACUUUCACAGAGUACAGAGAAGUGCCAAAUCGAUGCCAGACGAACACCACAGGCUCGUGGUCGCUAAGAUAACGCACAGAAAUGGAUUCGGUUCACAAGCGACGAAAAAGUUUAAAACAUUGAAUAAACAUAAUAAAGAAACUGAAUUGAGUGACGUGUUUAUAAGUGUGAAAACUACGAACAAAUUCCACCAGUCCCGAGUUAGGUUAUUGCUCAAAACUUGGUUUAUUCUGGCCAGAGAAGUGACUUAUUUUUUCAGUGAUUCGGAUGACCCCGAUCUCAAUAAAUUAUUAGGAGGUCACCUGAUAAACACAAACUGCUCAUCUGUACAUAACAGACAAGCCUUGUGCUGUAAGAUGGCCAUUGAGUAUGACUCUUUCAUUGAGUCAAACAAAAGGUGGUUCUGCCACAUGGAUGAUGAUACCUACGUGAACGUCCCAAAGCUGUUGACGAUGCUGCGAGGCUACAACCACCGGGAGGACUGGUACCUCGGCAAGCCUUCGCUCAAACACCCCAUCGAGAUCAUGGACAGGGACAAACCAGGGCAAAAACUUGCAUUCUGGUUUGCUACCGGUGGAGCAGGAUUCUGUAUCAGCAGAAGUUUGGCCCUGAAAAUGAUGCCCUAUGCCAGUGGAGGUCGUUUGAUGACGAUGGGAGAGAAAAUCCGACUUCCUGAUGACUGUACAAUUGGUUACAUUAUAGAUUACAUUCUGAAGAAACCGCUGACAGUUGUUGAUGGUUUCCACUCUCAUCUGGAAGCUCUGUGGCUGAUCCACCCAAAUAACCUUCAACAUCAGAUAACGUUCAGCUAUUCUCGGUAUGGUGACAAGAUGAACACAGUCAACGUUCCAGGCUUCACGGAACUAGAAGAUCCUUCGCGGAUAAAAUCAAUUCAUUGUUUCUUGUUUCCAACCUUUAGAGAGUGCAAGAAAAUUAAAUUACAAACUCUGGCGACCUUCAUUUCAGCAGCAAAUCAUUUUCAACCAGUUGAAACGUGAAUAGUUUCAUAGAACUUAAAAAAACCCAACAUACACUGCCUGAUUUAUUGUAGAAGAAAAAUUCAUGCAAAAUGGAACUUUACAGACAGCACUCAUGAAACACAGAAGUGGAAGUGUAAUAGCUGCCAUCAAAUAAUCUGAUGAUUUUCCAAGACAAUGUUAAUAAAACUACCAAUAUGUCUCAUACCACAUCUCAUUAUUGGUACUUUGUAUAUGCCUCUGGGACGAUGUUUAACUCCAAUGUAGAAUCUAGAUUCUAAGUUUAGCCUACCACACACAAGAGCUGCUAUCAGCUAUGCAAUUUGGUCGCAAUGAUGAGCUAAGUGCGUAGCUACAGGUAGUUUGCUUAUGACUGUCAGAAUGACACCACUGUUGACACAGAAUUUUUCCAUUGGUCACUUGGUAAGCUUAGCGGAUAGCUCACAUAGCCUACACACAAUGACAUUUUUGCCAUGCUUGACCAGAAAGAUUAAACACAAUAAAUAUUUUCCUCACUAUUAUGAAAGGCUAAAAAAAAAUCAGAAAAAUGUCUCAAGUAACUUUUGAUUAGCUGAUAGCUCUUCUGUGUGGUAGGCUUUAAGGCGCACAAUUUGUAUGGCAUUAAAAAUACCGAAUCAGUGUUCUGGGGUCUGUGCUUCUAAAACGUCUUAAGGUUUAGACGUGAGACUACAAGUCUCCAGAAGCCUGAAUCCAUGGUUAGGUUAUUUUAGGAGUUGCCUUAGCGUUACAAUUGGCCGUAAUGUAACAUAAUAUGAUAUACAUCCCACAGCAUACAGCUGACAACGUAGUCAUUAUCACAGGAUAAAUAGUCCGAUUCAUGAAAAAGAAUGAUGGGUUAACUUUCUAGUCGUUUUACCUUUCCAAAUACCUAGAUCUUCCUUGAUAAACAUUGUAUGAUGUCUGUUUCUUCCAAAUGUUUACAUGUAUUGCUAACAGUGAUUUAUUCCAUAGUUUAUGACUUAAAACAAAAGUUGUACAGUGAUUAUUAUAACGUGCAUGUAGGCCUAUAAAUGUAAAAGAAGAUUUUAUUUGUUAAUAUUUGUUAUAUAUUCUAUAUUUUGUUGUUGAACACACGAAUGUGUAAAUGUUUUCUCAAGUUUCUAAUUCUGAUCAUUCCUAAGCCAUAAAGUUUGUUCAUCUUGGAGUUUUAUGGAUACAACUAGCCUUAAAAUGAGUUGGGUUUUUUAUAACCUGGCUUCCCUGUUUAGUCAUUGUUUUCUUAAUUUUAUUUUCUUCCAUAUUUUUGGACAAUAAAAUAGUAUAUGCAGCUCAGGAUACAC